GUCACAGUAGACCAUUAGCUUGUAUAACCAGCUUUUAGGUUCCUCCUCACAUGAAAUCCACCUUCUUAUAAAUACGCAGCCACCCAACAUAACUUCCAACUCUAUUGUAUUAAUGUUGGCUUCCUCUUUCUCUCUGCACUCGCCGACGAGAAUUGAGAAAAGGAAUGAGGCCUGGCUUCGUAUUGAAGGAGUCAUCCGCUCCAUUGGCGACGGGGGAAGCUAUUUCACCCGCGGCACACCCGGCCUGGCGCUCGCCGGUGCCGUAUCUGUUUGGCGGAAUUGCGGCCAUGCUGGGCCUCAUUACCUUCGCCCUUCUUGUUCUUGUCUGCUCUUAUUGGAAGCUUUCAGGUUACGUCGACAGCGCCGAACAUAUGAGCGACACGGCUGAUUCCGGUGACGGCGGGAGGGAUGUGGGUGUAACGCAGGGGAAGCAGGGGACGGCUAUGGAAGAACGGUUCGUCGUCGUCAUGGCGGGAGAUGAGAGGAAAAUAUUUCUGGCUCAGCCGAUUCGCAGCCGGGCGUCGUUUUUGACUGGCGGCGGUGGAGAAGAAGAGUCCCCCGCCGCCGCGAAGGUGGAGAAGGGCGGCGGUGACUGCUGCGAGGAGAUGGUGAAGCCCGACGAAGCGGGGAAUGUUUUGGCUGGUGGCGAGAGUCACGAUCAUGUCUGAACUUGGUCGUUUCCCAGCAUUAAGGGCCAUACUAUUUUUUCUUAAUGUGAUUUUUAUACUGAGGAACGAGAUUGAUGAUGUGUUUUGUGGCAUUAGAUAUUGAAUGUGAUUUUUCAUAA
Phalaenopsis equestris is the source of this 787-nucleotide messenger RNA. RefSeq names its product protein GLUTAMINE DUMPER 2-like. Gene Ontology annotation, biological process: regulation of amino acid export. NCBI's taxonomy places the organism in Eukaryota, Viridiplantae, Streptophyta, Magnoliopsida, Asparagales, Orchidaceae. The coding region runs from base 165 to 668 and encodes 167 amino acids. The transcript has 2 exons. The record is from RefSeq and is a predicted model, not a curated record.